Molecule: messenger RNA, 840 nt
Organism: Porites evermanni
Lineage: Eukaryota; Metazoa; Cnidaria; Anthozoa; Scleractinia; Poritidae
Source: the annotation of a GenBank genome assembly
AUGGGGUGGCUGGUGGAGACGGGGAAGUACAAGUACGCCUUGGGCCCCAAUCUCCGUUACGAACUCCUUUACAAGACGCAGCAGGCGGGGAAUUAUUACAAAGACGUCAAGAACACGGAAUUGGACAGGCACGACCUUUGGAAAAUAGAAAGCGACCAUUUACAGUUGAGUCUGUGCAUCAAUUGGCGCUUCGUCAACUUGAACGUGGCCUUCCGAGAGGUGGUGGGGGAACCCUCGCGCACCUUUCUGGUCUACUCGGACUUGGUGGACAGCAAUAUCGUCGGCGGCCAACAGCAUGCCAUGGUGCGCGAAGUGGAGUACCGGCGCCAAGGCCAGGGCGUGGCGUACUAUGAACCCUUACACAUUCAGUGGUUACCGUGUCGGCGCGAGUACAUGGACGUGGUGGAGGUGGAAGUGGCCGAGAGUCACGGAGGGUUGGUCAAGUUCGGCGCGGGGCGUACCCUGAUCACCCUCGUCUUCAAACGAGACGUAUAAAAAAGGCGCGUGCCCCAAGGAACGUGUCACAUCAUGUGGGGAGGCAGUCUGACGCGGUAUCGUCCACCACCCCUGCCGCCGCAGGAUGGUCGAGGACUUCGAGAGGAUCUGUAUCGUUUGGCGGGACCCAUUCUGGCCAGGGCCGUGGAAGCCGGGGCGCGGGCGGGCGCUCGAGGGCAGUCGUGGCGCGGGGUGGCACGGGCCGCCGGGGAAAAGUUAAAAAGAGGCGUGAAACGCAAGGCCGUUCCCAUUGCCGGGACGGUCGCCAAGAGGUCGAUGACAUCGGCUGCCAAGAAAGGAUAUCGAAACACGGUGGGACGCAUUCGCGACGUGCUGGGUGUAUGA